AUGCGUACUGCUACAUCGCAGGACUCAUUCCUCUAUGUAUAUAGCUGUGACCUUACGGCAAAUUUACAGGUGAAAAUAUGUGACUUCGAAGGAAAGUAUCGUGAUCCUCACAAUCCGAUUCGAAAGUUACGCCAACUUUGUGCACAGGCAACGGUUUACUGUAAUGGACGUGCUGUUGGCUAUUCCGUCAUGACGUCCUUCAAACCUCCACCGGAGGAAGGUGACAGGUCACGAAACACACUCAUACAGUCAUGGGGCGAGUGGCUGACUUUGCCAGUGAGGUAUUGUGACCUCAGUCGCGAUGCGUUCAUUCAUUUUUCGAUUUGGGAAUUGACAUCCGGAACAGAGUCGUUGAGCGUACCACAACCUCUGCCGAAACGACUCGUCGCACAGUCUUCUUUACCACUGUUCAGCAAACGAGGUGUUCUGAAGUCUGGGACGCUUGAUGUUCAAGUAAGUUACUUCACUCAAUCAACCUAUCAUUUUGUAUCACGCCAGCAGCGAAACUUGGUCGCAGAAGUGCCGUGGUUAGAUCCGUUUACGUUCAGAAAGGUGGAAGAGCUGCGCAAUAAUCGAAAGUUUGCUUCCACGCAACGCUACCUAUUUCUUGUAUUCAAAAUGGCUUCUAUCCAGUACGAUCGACAGUAUUACGACGUAGUUUAUUACGAAGAUCCAACUCCAGAUCUGAGAAUUGUUACUUCGAUUGGUGGUGUUGGUGUGAGUGCGACGUCACGAGUAUGCGAUCCCGAAUUGGGAUUGGAAAAUCUGGCAGAGACGAAACAUAAUGUGAUGACAAGAAAUGCCAGAGCAGGAGCUAUGGAUAAACAGCUGAAGCCAAAUAAGCAGACAAAGGAUCGGCUCGAGACAAUUAUUCGGCUUCCAUCGUCUCAGUCACUGACCCGUGAGCAACGAGAUUUGGUAUGGAAGUUCCGCUAUUUUCUGCAAGCGGAUCGCCGGGCAUUGAAUAAAUUUCUUCGUUCAGUGAAUUGGGAUCAGCCCGGUGAAGAACAACACGCACUUGCAUUACUCAACGUUUACUCAUCCAAGUGUCAGGUACAUCUCGGGCUUUUUGAUGCCGCUUCACCUGACCAGGUGCUGCUAUAUCUGCCACAACUGGUGCAAGCACUCAAAUAUGAGCCGCUCCCCACGACUGAUGCUGCUAUCGUUGAGCAGGUAAACUUUAAUGGAUCAAUUUUGUCACCCUUGAAUGUUUUUUUGUGGCCUCUUUUGAGAAUGUAUGCGACAGGUUAUCCAAAGGUAGCAAAUUUUCUGUUCUGGCAUUUGAAAGUUGAAUCCGAAGCUACUCGUAAGACUGAUGAAGCUCUCUCUUCGGUGUACGAACGAUUGCUGAGCCGUCUCAUGCAAACAUUGCAACGUGGUACACCGGAGAUGAAGAGGCAAGCGGAAAGCUUGAGGAUGCAGAGGCAAUUUGUCGAAGACCUCAAAAUCCUAAUGCAAGAGGCAGCGAAUAAGUAUAGUCGUCGUGAUUUACGUCAAGCUGCUCUCUGUACGCUGUUAAAUAAUGCUCGACACAUGAAAGAACUUCGUGGAUUGCACUUACCGCUUGAUCCGAGUGUGAGGCUUGCUGGUGUAAUGCCAGAUUCAGCUGUACUGUUCAAUAGUGCAAUGAUGCCCGUUAAGCUGACGUUCAAAACAAUAACUGGUACGGAUACCAAUAAGGAGUACACGCUCAUUUUCAAGCAGGGUGAUGAUUUGAGGCAAGACCAGCUAGUCAUACAAAUGUUCCGGCUUAUGGAUAGUCUUUUUAAGAAAGAUCAGCUCGAUUUGAAGUUAACACCAUACGCAGUAUUAUCUACCGGUGUAAAUGAGGGAUUUGUACAGUUCGUCAAGGCGAAACCGCUCAGGGAAAUUAUCAACACUUACAAGAGAUACAAUACGGAUAGCAUAAAGGAAGCAAUGAAAGAAGCUCGUCCAGAUGCGCAUGGUCCUCUUGGAAUUGAAGCUAAUGUAGUGGAUAAUUAUGUACGGUCACUGGCUGGGUACUGUGUGAUGUGCUACGUUCUGGGAGUCGGUGAUCGCCAUUUGGACAACUUACUGCUGUGUGAAAAUGGUCGCAUAUUCCAUGUUGACUUUGGGUUCAUACUUGGACGCGAUCCGAAGCCACUACCACCGCCGAUGAAGCUAACUAAUGAGAUGCUUCAGGCGAUGGGUGGCAUUAAGAGCGAACAUUUUCGUCAUUUUUGUAUGCACUGUGAUUCGGCUUACCGUAUCCUUCGUCGCCAUGCUAACGUCAUUCUGAAUCUGUUUUCUUUGAUGCUGGACGCCGGUAUUCACAAUAUCUCCGAGGAACGAGAUAAAGCUGUAUUCAAAGUAGAAGAACGAUUGCGAUUGGAUCUGAGCGAUGAAGCAGCUUCGGUACAUAUUUUUGGAGUGAUCGAGACGAGCAUGAACUUCCUCAGCAUGAAUGUCGGAAUCGUGAUGGAUGUGCUACACGAUUUGAAGCAGAACCUUAGCUGGUAG
Haemonchus placei is the source of this 2481-nucleotide messenger RNA. The record is from the annotation of a GenBank genome assembly. NCBI's taxonomy places the organism in Eukaryota, Metazoa, Nematoda, Chromadorea, Rhabditida, Trichostrongylidae.